Molecule: messenger RNA, 962 nt
Organism: Peromyscus maniculatus bairdii (prairie deer mouse)
Lineage: Eukaryota; Metazoa; Chordata; Mammalia; Rodentia; Cricetidae
Source: RefSeq, a predicted model, not a curated record
CCUUCUGUCGUCAUUAAGACGGGCGGCCGGCGGCGGCGGCGCUUGCGAGGAAGUUAGGAAAAGCCGCUAUGGCGAGCCCUGCCGCCGCCUCUGUGAGGCCGCCCAGGCCCAAGAAAGAGCCGCAGACUCUUGUCAUCCCCAAGAAUGCGGCCGAGGAGCAGAAGCUCAAGCUGGAGCGGCUCAUGAAGAACCCGGACAAAGCAGUUCCAAUUCCAGAGAAGAUGAAUGAAUGGGCUCCUCGGCCUCCUCCAGAAUUUGUCCGAGAUGUCAUGGGUUCCAGUGCCGGGGCUGGCAGUGGAGAGUUCCACGUGUACAGGCACCUGCGGCGGAGAGAGUACCAGCGGCAGGACUACAUGGACGCCAUGGCUGAGAAGCAAAAACUGGAUGCAGAGUUUCAGAAGAGACUAGAAAAGAAUAAAAUCGCUGCCGAGGAGCAGACUGCAAAGCGCCGGAAAAAGCGCCAGAAGUUGAAAGAGAAGAAGUUAAUGGCGAAGAAGAUGAAACUUGAACAGAAGAGACAGAAGGAAGGUGAGCUGUGUCCACGUCGCUCGGUGCCAGUCACCGUCUCUAGGUGGCAGCUGAUCUAACCCAGUCAGAGCCAGGAACAGCGUGCCAGCAGCUCUGAGGAUGCGUCUGGGACAGAGGAGGAGGAGGAAGAGGAGCCCAGCAUCAUCAUGGGGCGAUGAGGAUGUGAGCCCAGCUCAUUCUCUGACCAGCUUCCGGAAGGAAAGGAGCCCAGCUGCCAGACUGGCUGGGUUGGGAGACGACAGGAGCCUCCUGCAUCCCUGCUUGCCUAGGGAGCCGAGGGGGCAUCCCCUAGACAUUUGCAGACUGCGUCCUGCCCUGCUCUUGCAGAGGGGGAUGCCUCACCUUCCCCCGGUGCUUGUGCCCUGCUUGAACAGCGAUGAGCUCGGGCUGGUUUCUGCGAAGGGAAUUUUAUUUAGUAAAGAGCAGAAAACCUA